AUGGACUCCGCCGCCGCCGCCUCAGGCUGGCCGCCCGACGACCAGCUAAUCGAAUCCCCGGCCGACAUCCUCGAACGGCUGCGCCAGAUCGCAGGAUACACUUGGGACGAUACCCGGCAACCCUUCCACUCGACCUAUGACAACUGGCAAGUCUAUGGCACGCGCCGAGCGUCCUCUUCAGACCAUCGUUCCUAUGUUUCCUCGUCAGAGGCCGAGUCCGUCUCGGACCGCUCGACUAGCUCCGAUGCCCCCGUCAUCGAGCAGCACGUGGUCGCAAGGGUGUCGUACCACGUUCUCCGCGAAGAGAGGGCCUUUUACAUCUCCAAGAGCCUAGUCUCCAGCGUCGACCCGAAAGGGGAGCGCAUGGUGAAGCCACUGGAUGUGAUGCGGUUGCCGUCGGCCCCCGGCGACCGAGGUCCCAUCAUUGUUGCCAUCUACGAGGAUCCUGGCCCGAAUUCUCUGGUAAAACUCCUGGAUUUUGGACCCGCCUUUUACUUUGCCAAAAGAGACAGCGACCGGUGGGAACCGCGGCGGAAGGUCACCCCCAGGCUAGCGCCUCCCAUAAGCCUGCAAAACUUUCUAGAUUUCGCCAUUGGUGCAGCCCAGUGUUUAGAGAUCGUUCAUCACGGGCAGGGAAUCGUCCACGGCGAGAUCCGCGGGGACGCCUUUCAUUACAAUAUCGAAACCAACAAGGUCAAGCUAGUGUCGUUCGGGUCGGGGCUCCGAUCCUUCGAGCACGGCCUGACGAGCACGGGAUGGUCCGCCUUUUCUAAGGCGGUCGGCGUCAAGCACAAACUACAGUACAUCAGCCCCGAGCAAACGGGGCGAAUGCCGGCCGAGCCGGACACCCGGACCGACAUCUACUCGCUCGGUAUCUUGCUGUGCUCAGCCAGGAGGAUACCGAUCGUCACUGCGAUACGCAUGGACGUCCCCGAGGUUGUCGGCCGCAUCAUUCAAAAGUGUACCGCCAAGAACGUCGCCGACAGGUAUCAUUCGGCCGGCGGUCUCCGCUACGACCUUGUGGCCGUGCAAAAGAUGCUCAGCGAUGGUGAUUCCGAGGCGCUACGCGACUGGCCGAUAGGUUCCAGGGACGUCUCAUCCUCAUUCAGGCUGCCGACGGGCAUGCUGGGCCGAGAGCAGGAACGGGCCGAGUUUGUGAAACUCAUCGAGAGGGUCGCUAAAAACCACUUCUUGACCCAAAACGGCAGCACAGCCCGAAAUUCCGACGCAUCGAGCCUUGGUACCGAUCUCAACGACGCCGCCGACGGCUCUAGCGAAGGCGGAAGCUCGGCCGGUGGGACAAACCGCCACAGCACGUCCAUCCCGCAGGCGGACAACAAGUCGAAAUCGGGAUCGCAACAGUCUCCGCCGAUAGUUUCCGACUCGGCGGAUACAUCCCUGUCGACCAUGUCCUCGGGCGUCUCGACUCUAUCGGGCGGCCAUCGGGCCCCCCGCGCAUGGGACAGACAUUCCUUUCUCGACAGCAAUCAUGCAGCUGAUGGCCCUAAUUCGGAACCUUCGCGCCAUGGCGCCACUGUGGUGACGGAUUCUUCGUCUGCCAGUUUGGCUCGUCAACUCGGCUCGGCCAAGUUUAGGAGACAAGGCCAUUGCGAGAUCGUCCUGGUAGAAGGAGCCGGUGGGCUCGGCAAGAGCUGCCUGUCCCUGAGGCAUUACGUCCAGCCGGUUUGGCCAAUGCUGCACAAAACCCUAGACCUCCCGGAAUUCCUCCUCCCGCCCCCGCCAGCCGAGUCACCGGUCGCACGUUCCUCCAAUAACCAACCUUCUAGACCCAACUUCAAGAGGCGAAGUUCCUCCCCAGAUACAUCCUCCGUGUCCACUCCUUCCACCUUACGAGCGUCGUCCGGCUCGGCCGCGCCGAGUUCGCGGGAUUUCCUCCGUGCCGGCGCCUCUACAAAGACCAACCGGCUCAUGAACACCUUCCUCGAGGUGCUGAGGGUGUUUACCCAACACAAGUUCAUCUGCUUCUGCCUGGAUGAUUUACAAUACGCAGACGAUGAGUCCCUGGAGCUCAUCAGCCAGAUUAUCAGCGUCAGGUUAAAACUGAUGCUCGUUAUAACAUACCGCCCGGAGGACAUCGCUCCCGAGACGGUGCGCAAGUUAUUGACUCCGCCCAAGUCCGACGACUUCCCCAAGGGCGGCGGUCCGAGAACUACCAAGAUCACGCUCGCGCCGCUUGGCGAGGAGGACAUAGUCCGCUAUGUUUCUGCAACACUCUCACUGCCCAAGGAAAGAGUCCUCCCUCUGGCCUUGGUCAUCCAAUCCAAGACGGCCGGAAACCCUUUCUACAUGCGAGAAAUGCUCAGCGCGGGCUACCGGAAAAAAUGCAUCUGGUACGAUUACAUCGCCGGCCAUUGGAAAUAUGACCUGGAUAAGCUAUUCGAUCAAUUCCAAGGGGAGCAAGACUAUGACGUUCUUGACACCGCCUUUAUCACCCGCCGCCUAAGCGAGCUGCCAGCGGCUUCCAGGACCAUUCUUGCAUGGGCCGCCUUGCUUGGUCAGACAUUUUCCUUUGAUCUGAUCUGCAAGCUUAUGAGCGGGCAGCGGUACGUGGAUGACCACGCAGAGGACGUGGGCGAGCCGCUGGUUGCCGCUUCUUGCGAGGUGGACGUUGUCGCGGGUCUCGAGGCCGCCAUCCAAGCUUUCAUCAUCAUUCCUUGCGACCGGGACGACCAUUUCCGCUUCGCGCACGACCGUUAUAUCCAAGCCGCCGCGGCUCUCAAAGAGUGCAACGCCCGGUGGAUGCACUUCGCCAUCGCUCGGGUACUUCUCAAGCACUACUCGAUUAACGCGAGCCUGAAGGAUAACGCCGCCUCUCACAUCUGCGAGUCAGUUGACAUGAUCAAAAAAAGGAUCCCGCAUCGGCGAGCCUUCCGGAACCUACUCUUUGAGCGCGCGCAUGAGGCGACCGAGAGCGGCGCACGUCCCACGGCCGCCAAAUACUUCAGCAACGCUGUCGCCCUACUACAGUCGAAUCCCUGGGAUGAGAGCGCCGAGGACGUGUCGUACGACGAGACCCUCCAGAUCUACUUGCAAGCCGCCGAGUGCUAUUUAUUUAUGGGCCAUCAGAGUGCCGCUGGCGUGCUCCUGCGGACAAUUUUCGACCACGCCAGGACGGACCUCGACAAGGCCCCCGCAUGGGUGCUACAAUCGAGGAUACUCUCCCAGAGUGGCGAUUCAAACCAAGCCCUGUUCUCCCUAAAGCAGUGCUUGGCCGCCCUCGAUGUGGUCGUCGAUGACUGCCCAACCAUGGAGAAGUGCGAUGAGCAUUUCGAGCGUCUGGCCGAGAAGAUUCGGACAACGGAUCGCCAACUGGUACUGAACCCGCCCACCACCCUGGACCCGAUGCUGUCCUCCGUUGGCGCGGUGCUGGCGGAGACGACGAGCACCGGAUGGUGGACUGACUGCACUGUCUUCUACCAACUGGCUUUGCUGAUGACGGAGACGCACUUCGACCGAGGGUUCUACCCUCAGUCCGGCAUGGGCUUCCUAUACAUGUCCAUCAUUGCCUUGUCUCGGUUUAACGACGCCAAGCUCGCGGCCCAGCUGGCGAGCAUAUGCCUCGAGCUCCUGGACAAAUCUCGCGACCCGUUCUCUAUAUCGCGGGGCUACAUGAUCUAUGCCAACUUUGUCGGUCAUGUCCAAGACCCCAUCGACGUAUCCGUCGGGCAAAUGGAAGGGAUGGUAGACUACACCCUAGCCGCCGGGGAUAGGACAACAACCAUUCUCAGCUUUGCGCUCUCUGCUCAGCUGAAGUUCUAUGCUAGCGACAACUGCGCCGAUUUGGAAGCGUUCUGCCAAUAUGGCUGCGAAGAGAUUCCCAAUUGGCAUCUCGAUACGCGCGGCGGUACGCUCCUCAUUGCCGUCAGACAAGUCUGCCGUGCGCUACAAGGCAAGACGCGGUCCGCGAACCCCCUCGAGGUCAUGAGCGACGAACACCAUGACACCCUCACUUACAAGAACUGGCUCGCGGCCAACACCGACAAUGGCGGUCGGUCGUUGCUGAUCUACGAAACCAUGGAGAUUGUUCCCCUUUUCCUCUACGGCCACUACGACCAGGCGAUUGAACUCGGUAAGGCCUGCCAGGAAAAGGCGCAUCUUUUGUGGUCGGCUCGAAAUACCAGGGUGACGAUGCUUUUCUAUGGCUUGGCUUUGGCCGGCGCCGUGCUCCGCCGGCUAGGAGACCCCCUCUCCCCGGGGGCAGAGGGCCUCAAGGAUCACGUUAAUGAAGAAGUCCGGAAGGUGGAGGAGCUCAGCAAGCGGAUCAAGGAUUGGCAGGUUGUCGACAACGUCAACUAUCUCGCUUGGUCGAAGCUGCUAGACGCAUCAGUUUCCGAGAUGCUCGGCAACCACGGCAUCGCCAUCCGACAGUACGAAGAGGCGCUGGAUCAUGCCUCGGAGCACAACUUCACUUUCGAGGAAGCACUCGGGAAUUACUUGAUGGCCAAUAUCUUCAUCAGAAACACCGCGCGGCGCUCCGCCCGCUCCGCGCUACGUGAUGCCGUCUCCUUGUUCCGCCAGCUCGGAGCCACGGGCGUCGCAGACCGCAUUGAGAGCGACCACAGCAUUCUCCUCCAACGGGCCAUGCGGAACCCACGCACUCUCGACCAAGGGGUGCAGACCGACUUUUCGGGCGACGCUGCAACUGCCCAGUAUCGGAAUGUCGAUGAAAACGGCACCGACGAUGCCCAGCAGUCUACCGUGGCCGCCCUGAAAGGCGAGCGCAUGACAGCCUGGCGGGGUUCAAUGCAGCCCGAGGCCGGCGCCGGGUUGCCUGCCCUCGAUAUGAUCGACCUGCACGCAAUCCUGACGUCUUCCCAGGUUAUCUCCUCGGUGCUCAGGGUCGACUUGCUCCUCAAGACCAUGUGCGAUGUGAUUCUUCAAACAUGCAGUGGGUCUGCCACGCACGCUGCCAUCGUAGUGCAGGACGAAGGGAGCACCGACUGGUGUGUCGUCGCCAGCGGCGACCCCGAGAAGGGCGCUGAACCGCACAUGCCGGGCAUCCAACUCAGCGUGACCGAUCUCGUCGCCGAGAACGUCGUGCUCUACUGCACCCGUUUCCGCGAGGCCGUCUUUCUCCAGGAUCUCCUCAACGACGAGCGGUUCGGCAACGUCGGCGAACUCUGGCUGCAGCGGAACCCGGGAAGCAAGGCUGUCAUCGCCAUUCCCAUUUGCCACGGGUCGAAGCCACUGUUCGGCGUCCUCUAUCUCGAAGGCACCGCCGGGUCGUUUACGGACCGCAACGUUAGCGUCCUGCAGCUUCUCAGCAACCAGAUUGGCAUCAGCUAUUCCAAUGCGCUCGCCAUGAAAGCGGUCGAGAAGGUUUCGGCAGAGAACAUCUCCAUGGUUGAAAUUCAGAAACGGGCUUUGGCGGCGGCGAUCGAGGCCGAAGCCAAGGCGAAGAAGGCCGAGGCCGAGGCUAUCCGCAACGUCAAGCUUGCUGAAGAUGCGACGAAGGCAAAGUCCAUCUUCUUGGCCAAUGUGUCUCACGAGUUGCGCACACCGCUGAACGGUGUGAUCGGCAAUUCCGAGCUGCUGAGAGACAGUAACCUCAACAAAGAGCAGUUGGAGAUGGCCGACUCCAUUAGAGUCUCGGCCGACCUACUGUUAACGGUCAUCAACGACAUUCUCGACUUUUCGAGAAUGGAAGCCGACAAGAUGAAACUAUACAUCAUCGCAUUCAACCCUGAGGAGAUGGUGCGCGAGGUCGUCCGGGCGGUUUCGUACAGCAACAGGGAAAAGACGUCAAAGAAGAACGUCAAGAUCAUCCAAGAUAUUAACCUGCCGCCCAUGCUCAUCUAUGGUGACCCAAUCCGUCUUCAUCAGGUUCUAGGUAAUCUUAUUGGGAACAGCCUCAAGUUCACUGAAGAUGGAUCCAUCACUAUCGGCGCCCGCAUCGACAAGGAGACGAAAGAGAACGCGACGCUGACAUUCUGGGUCAAAGACACGGGCAUUGGGAUCUCAGCACAGCAGCUCGAGAACCUCUUUCAGCCAUUCAGCCAAGCGGACGCGAGCACGGCGCGCAAGUACGGCGGUAGCGGCCUCGGCCUAAGCAUCUGCAAAUCGCUCAUCGAGACGAUGAUGCAAGGCACGAUCCGUCUCGAAAGCCAAGAACACCUCGGCACCACCGCCUGGUUCACUGUUACCUUUGACAAGGCCCGGCCGGAGGUCGUAGCUGGCGACGAACAACUUGCGCCGCCCGACACCCUCCCGGAACCCGUCAAGCCUUAUCCCGCCAGACAACCAAGCGCCAUCUUGGUCAAGGAUCUCGCCUCCCCCAUCAACGCCGCCGCCGCUACCGUCGCAACCCCCGUGACCCCCCCGACCCCCGCGACCCCCGACCUUUCCAAGAUCCCAAAGUCCGAGCUCCGCAUCUGCAUUGCCGAGGACAACGUCAUCAACGCCCGCAUCGCGCUGCAGUACAUGCAGCGCCUCGGGUACCCCAACGUGGACACGUACGACAACGGGCUCAAGGCGGUCGAGGGUCUGCGCGACAAGGCACGCAAGGGCACACCGUACCACAUCAUUCUGAUGGACGUGCAGAUGCCCGUUCUUGACGGCUACGAGGCCACCAAGCUGCUGCGCGACGACGAGCUCGAGUCGGUGCGCCGCAUCCUCGUCAUCGCCAUGACCGCGUCCGCCAUCCAGGGUGACCGCGAGAAGUGCCUCGCCGCCGGCAUGGACGACUACCUGGCCAAGCCCGUACGCUCCGAGGUACUCAAGAGAAAGCUGGAUGCAUAUUUGCUUGGAGAUGCUGCCACCCCGAAUGGGACCACUGAGACUCCGGCUACGGUUACCCCUACGGCUACUCCGACCAAGGCGCAGGCACAGCAAGCACAAGCACAGAGCCUGGUUUCAGGGGAGACUCAGGCUUCUUCUACUACUUCACCUGAGUGCCCGGAACAGGGCAAGGCCCAAAACCCGGCGGUGACUCCGACCCAGACACAAGUAAAAGGGUGA
Messenger RNA from Chaetomium globosum CBS 148.51, 6978 nucleotides. RefSeq lists its product as uncharacterized. NCBI's taxonomy places the organism in Eukaryota, Fungi, Ascomycota, Sordariomycetes, Sordariales, Chaetomiaceae. The record is from RefSeq and is a predicted model, not a curated record. Gene Ontology annotation, biological process: protein autophosphorylation; phosphorelay signal transduction system. The transcript is spliced from 4 exons. Bases 1 to 6978 code for a protein of 2325 amino acids. Gene Ontology annotation, molecular function: phosphorelay sensor kinase activity; histidine phosphotransfer kinase activity; ATP binding.